CUGUUAUCCUAAUGGAAUUAAUGAAAAUCAUUUAAAACGAACAUUAAGAGGACCGUAUACGCAAUUUGUAUUAGGAGAACAUACGUAAGAGAGUACGCAUUCCUGUGGUUCCGACGAAACGAGUUCAUAAGGAUAAAUGCGUACCUAUCAGAGCGACAUAACACGAAGAUAAUAGUGUUCUUCGUGUUCAAUUUCCAAGUGAAAUUUGUAUCAGGAGACCAUGAAACGCGAGGUCGGGAACGGGAAACAGGAGUUCAUAAGUCUUCGAUACAAUGCACCUCAUGUCCGAUGGUAAGAUAAAAGCUAAAUCCGAACUAAAAUACCAAAAUACAACGCGUGGGCGAUUUUAAUGUCGACUUCUCCUUAAGCCUAUUUAUCUACUUGUAUGCACUGAUUAAAUAAUGGCACCUCAUCCGGUUGACGGUAAACAAAUUAGGACGAACGAUUCACGAAACACGUCGCCAAGCAGUUGCGUCGAGAUGAAUUUAAUCUUGCUACUAUUUCUCCUGUUCGCCUCCCAAACCGUCAGAUGCGAGUCGAGACGAGAGAAGGAGAAGGCAAUUUUGGCGCGCAUUCUGUCGCCGGAAAGAUACGACCCCAGGUUACGCCCUCCCGGGCUCAAUAAUACGGAGGGCCCCACCGAGGUGAGGGUGAACACCUUCGUCCGCUCCAUAUAUUCAAUCGACGAUCUGAACAUGGAGUACAAGUUGCAGCUCACCUUCAGGCAGCAGUGGGAGGACGCGCGGCUGAAGUUCGAGAGCCAGGACCCGCACGUCAGGUACCUCACGUUAACGGAACCGAGGCAGAUCUGGACGCCCGACCUUUUCUUCUCCAACGAACGCGAGGGUCACUAUCACGAAUUGAUGGCGCCGAACCUGUACUUCCGCAUCUUCCCCGGCGGUCACGUCCUCUACAGCAGAAGGCUUUCGCUCACGCUGGCCUGCCCCAUGAAUCUCAAACUGUACCCGUUCGACCACCAGGUUUGCUCAAUUCGAAUGGCGAGUUACUCGUACACGACAGACGACUUAAUCUUCCUUUGGAAGGAGGGCGAUCCCGUGCAAAUUGUAAGAAAUCUUCACCUGCCCAAGUGGACCUUGCAGAAGUUUUCCACCGAUUAUUGCAACAGUAAAACUAACACGGGCGAGUACAGCUGCUUGAAGGUCGACUUCUUGUUCAAGAGGCAGUUCUGUUUUUACCUCAUUCAAAUCUUCUUACCCUGCUGCAUGCUGGUGCUGCUGUCGUUUGUGUCAUUUUGGUUCGAACCGUCAGCAGUUCAAGCCAGGAUGCUCUUGGGGCUGUCAUCGCUCCUGGUGCUCGCCGCAUACACGUCGGUCGUGAACGCGUCGAUUCCUCAGAUUUCGUACACCAAGGCGAUAGAUAUCUGGACGGGCUGCUGCUUGACCUUCGUCUUCGCCGCGUUUCUGGAGUUCGCGACGGUCAACUACAUGCACAGCUCGCGACGGGACGAAGACCAGGAGGAAACCGCUCCAAACAACGACGAGUUCGGCAUGAAUCCGCUGAUCAACCACUCCAAUGAUCCGCCUAACGGUAAAUGCGUAAUGAGAAAGCAUCUCCAGAGCUUGAAGUAUUGUCAGAGGUGGUUUAAGGGGCAACCGAGGAGAGCCAAGUCGCUCGACGUUCUCUCCAGGAUACUUUUCCCUAGUGCCUUUUUACUGUUUUGUUUGAGCUAUUGGAUAUCCUAUGCCGUUAUGGAUUCCGAACCGUGAGCUUCGCGCUGUUUAUUCUUUGCUUAACAAAUGCCACGACGUAUUGUUUUAAUUACGUGAAGAAAUUAAAGCAGGCGUUUAAGUCAUUUAAAGUGAUUUCCUUUUUAUUCCUACUUGUACUUUUAAAGUCAUAUUGUAUCUUAGUAAAAUCAUUUUAUCACGGAAUGUAGAGAUAAGGCGUGUACGUGCGCGAAUAUAUAGAAUAAAAAAAAUGUGCUGUGAGUAGCAUAGAUACCA
Photinus pyralis (common eastern firefly) is the source of this 1964-nucleotide messenger RNA. RefSeq names its product glutamate-gated chloride channel-like. Gene Ontology annotation, cellular component: neuron projection; membrane; synapse. Gene Ontology annotation, molecular function: extracellular ligand-gated monoatomic ion channel activity; neurotransmitter receptor activity; chloride channel activity. The transcript has 7 exons. Lineage: Eukaryota; Metazoa; Arthropoda; Insecta; Coleoptera; Lampyridae. The coding region runs from base 402 to 1727 and encodes 441 amino acids. The record is from RefSeq and is a predicted model, not a curated record. Gene Ontology annotation, biological process: regulation of membrane potential; chemical synaptic transmission; chloride transmembrane transport.